Molecule: messenger RNA, 8601 nt
Organism: Phycodurus eques (leafy seadragon)
Lineage: Eukaryota; Metazoa; Chordata; Actinopteri; Syngnathiformes; Syngnathidae
Product: replication protein A 70 kDa DNA-binding subunit-like
Exons: 18
Coding region: 90-2114 (674 amino acids)
Biological process (GO): nucleotide-excision repair; DNA replication; meiotic cell cycle
Cellular component (GO): DNA replication factor A complex; nucleus
Molecular function (GO): single-stranded telomeric DNA binding; damaged DNA binding
Source: RefSeq, a predicted model, not a curated record
UCCAUGUUGUUACGUCACAACAACUCCCCCAGACAUUUUUAAAGCAAACUGAAGUCUUGAGGUGUUUUGGAACACUUUUACGCAAAGACAUGAGCGUUAACCUCACGGCAGGGGCGAUUGAGGACCUCUUUAACGAGUCUCCGGUCAUAAAUCCAGUUCUGCAGGUUAUGUACAUCCGUGAGUACCCUCCCGGGAAACAAGGACACACCAGGUACCGCCUGAACCUGAGCGACGGCGUGCGCAGUUCUUCCUGCUUCCUGCUGGCGUCACAGUUGAACCACCUGAAGGAAGCGGAGCUGCUGGCGCCUAACUGCGUGUGCAUGCUCAAGAAGACCAUCUCCUCGUAUUUGGGCCACAAGCGGGUUCUGGUGGUGGUGGACAUGGACGUGUUACAGACUGCUGCGGAUGCCGGAGGAAAUAUCGGGAAUCCCACACAGUUAAUCGGUCAAACCACCGGCCAGCAGGAGGCAAACCCGAGCACCUCCAGUUCCGAUGAAAUACCAGGACCCUCUGGAUACGGCACAAGCGGCAGUUGUGAAAACUCCCAGAUGAAGAGUUCUCCAAUGAAGAGCUCUUGGAAAGCUUCUCCCAUGAAGGCAUCUGGGAUGAUGUCCUCCAUGAAGGCAUCUGGGAUGCCGUCCCCCAUGAAGGCAUCGCCUGUGAAGGGUUCUGGGAUAGUGUCCCCCAUGGAGGCAUCGCCUGUGAAGGGUUCUGGGAUGCCGUCCCCCAUGAAGGCAUCGCCUGUGAAGGGUUCUGGGAUGUCGUUCCCCAUGCAGGCGUCGACCUCUUCCAGUCCUUCCCAGAGGCCAACCAAAUUGACCCCAAUAUACCAUCUCAGCCCGUACUUGAGCAAUUGGACCGUCAGAGCCCGAGUGACCAACAAGUCUGAUAUCCGCAAUUGGAGCAACUCGAGAGGGGAGGGGAAGGUCUUCAACUUUGAGGUCCUGGACGAGAGUGGAGAAAUCAGGAUCACGGCCUUCAACAGUGAAGUGGACAAGUUUUUCUCCCUGGUGGAGCAAAACAAGGUCUAUCUGAUCUCCAAAGGCUCGCUGAAGGUGGCCAACAAGCAGUACACGUCGCUGAAGAACGACUACGAGAUCACGCUGGAGGCCAACUCGUGCAUCGUGCCGUGCGAGGACAGCCAGGGCGUGCCCACCGUGCACUGCGACUUUGUGCCCAUCUCGCAGCUGGAGGGCAAAGACCCCGAAGCCAUCAUUGACGUGAUUGGUGUGUGCGAGGAGGCCGAGGACGUGUCCCUGAUCACCACCAAGGCCGGCAAGCAGCUCACCAAGAGGGAGCUCGUGCUGUCCGACUCUAGCGGGAAGAUGGUGAUGCUCACAUUGUGGGGAGACCAGGCUCAGAAGUUUAACGCCUCCUGUCACCCGGUGGUGGCCGUCAAAGGGGCUCGCCUGUCGACCUUCGGCGGCCGUUCGCUGUCUGCGUUCUUCUGCUCCACGGUGAUGGUCAACCCCGACAUCCCCGAGGCCUUUGAGCUGAGAGCCUGGUACAACCAGGUAGGCCACGGCCUGUGCAGUCAGUCCUUGACUGAGGUCCAGUUCACAAGCGGCGAAUUCAGGACCAACUGGAAGUCUCUGAGCGACGUCAAGACGGAACAACUGGGACAUGGCGAGAAGGCGGACUACUUCAGCUGCGUGGCGACGGUGGUGUUCGCCCGCAAGGAGAACUGCCUUUACCGGGCGUGUCCAAGCGAGUCCUGCAACAAGAAGGUUCAGGAGCAGGACGACGGACGCUACCACUGCGACAAAUGUGGCAAGGACUACCCCGACUUUAAGUACCGUUUCAUGCUCUCUGUGAACUUGGCCGACUUCGGGGACAACGUGUGGGCCACGUGCUUCCAGGAUACGGCGGAGACCUUGCUAGGUCUCGGUGCUGACCGACUCGGACGUCUGAAGGACACAGAUGAGGACGCGUUCAAUGAGGUUUUUCAAAAAGUCCACUUCAGCAAGCACAUCUUCAGGAGUAGAGUCAAGCUGGAGACAUACAACGAUGAGUGUCGCGUGAAGGUGACUGUGAUGGAAGUCCUCCCGGUGGACCACCGGCAGCACAGCAGGAGGCUGCUGAACAGCAUCCGCACGUUGGCCUGCGGUAACUGAGGCGCACCUGAGUCUCGGUGGUCCAUACACUUGACAAGAAGGAAAUGAUGCUAAAUACAAAUCAUGUUUUUUUUUGUUUUUUUUUUUAAUCUUAUUUGGAUGACAUUUGCAAGUGGAAUGAGUUUCGUAAUCUUCUGAUGCAAAAGCUCUUUGUGUGCGUGACUCAUUGUGUGUUUGUUGUGCAUGCGUGGGCUGUUUUACAUUUUUAUUCGCAGCCCGCGUGGAAAAAAAAACCCCGCCUUUGUUAAGACAAACGACGGGGAAAAAAGUGAUUUAACGAGUUUGUCUUCACGUUUGGUCGUUUUGUAAUGGGUGACACAUGAUGGACGUGUGUGACAGGAAAUGCAUCUAAAUGUGUUGCAUUCAAUUUGGCACCAUGGACUGGACCACCCACACCGCCUACCGUGUACUUGUACUUGUGUACUUUUUCGUACUUGGAGGCCAGAGAUUCCCAACUUCCCAGUUUCCCGGAAUGCACUUUUUUCCUAGUUGUAGGUGGAAACUUCUCGGUUACUGGGAAUGCAAUUUGAGGUGUUUGAAUGUAAUUUGAUGAGUUUCCUGGAAUGCCCUUGAGUUUGGAAUUUUUUCAUCUGACUGAAAUGUAGUUUUUGUAGUUGGAAAACUUCCACUUUCCCGGAAUGGACUUUUUUUCUGAGUAGAAAUUCUAACGUAAAUUUCCUUGACGUUCUCAAGUUUUCUUGGCUGCACUUUUCCUAGUUGAAGUUCGGAAAGUUUGGACACUUUUCACAUAUUCAUGUAUUUAUUAUUUCUCCUCAGUGUGCAGUUCGAGUUCAACUUCACACUUUGUUGGAAUGCACUCCCAAUUAUUGGGAAUGCUUUUUUUUCGUAAACUGAGGUUGGAAAUGCCAAGUGUCCUUGAAUGUAGCUUGGCACAAGUGUAAAAGAGGGAAGCAGCUGAUGGACAAUUCCUCUGUUAUUUAGAUGAAAAAGUUCUGGAACAGGAGUGGAUUCAUUCCAGUGUCUUCUUUUUUAAAAUCACGUCGCUGAAGCCAAGAGUUACUUAAUGUGUCUUUAUUUAGCUUAGCGGUGUUGCAUAACACCAGUGUGUGCGUUUGUGUGUUUUGGGCAUUGUAAGAGCAGCUGAGCUCUUUAAAGAAGUCUGCAGAAGUAGUGGACAUUUAAAAAUAAUAAUAAUAAUAAUAAUAAUCUGCAACAACAUUGGGGAUAUUUUUGACAAUGCAAAAGUGAGGAGGUUUGAUUGACAGGUGGGCGAGGAUGAGGCGUGAUGGUAACAGGGAGGAGGCGCAAUCACGGAAUGGGAAAAUGAUUGAUGCGUGUUGAGGGAGAGGUGGGGGGAGGAGGUGCGGUUGCCAUGGUGACUACAGUCAAGAGUCAAAAGAUGGAGUGCCGAGAAGAAAUGCAACGUGGAGGAAUUAAGGGGAAGAAGAGGAAAUCUUUUUCUCCAUUGAAAUGAAUGGAAAUGCUUUUAAUGCGUUCCGGCCUCCCCUAAAAACACAACGGAAGGUUUGGGUGAUGCAUUUUUAAAAUAAAAAAGAUCGCUAAUAUGCACGUCAUAAAAACGUAGCAAUGACAACAGCCCGACCAGUAUAGAUUUUUUUUUUUUUUUUUUUUAUAUUGUUUUAGCCAGAUUCCAAUGUUUGGCUGAAUAAAAUUACGAUAACUGAUUCAUUGAUUGAUUAAUUAAAAAAAUAUAUAAUGAAUAAAAUAACUUCAUUUGUGUCCCCAAAACGCUUAGUGAAAAAGAGAUGAAUUAUAGGCAGAACAUUUGACUGUUUUACAAUACUUCAUCCUUGAGUAUUUGUUGAACUUGAAUGGGGUUGAAUGUCAUCUUUGUCCUAUGUCGUAAUGUGUUAAUGUUUUGGUUUUUUAAUUGCCAAUUUGAAAAUGGCUAAUCUGCCGAUUAAUCGGGCGGGGCCCCUAGUAAAGAUAAGCAGUUUUCAAAUAUUUUUGCCUCAAUUCAGUGGACAUUGCGCUUCUUCCUCUGGUGUGAGCCCCUUGGCCACCUGGGGGCAGUGUAAUACAUAUGCACAGAAUACACAUCCAGAUGGACACAAAUUACUCCCCUGUAAGCCACUGUAGUCUUUGUCAUUGUUCGCAGAGGAUGACGAAUACCUGUGACUGUAGUGCCAUUGUUCAUCUACAUAUGUUGCUGCACUGUUUGCGUUGAAAUAUCCACUCCUUGAAGCGUGCCAACGCCGCUACAUACAUUAGAUUCAAUUCAUUAGCCCGUCUAUGGCUAUGCCGUUCUUCGCGUCUUCCGCUCCUUCCUGUGAUGGACAAGCGGCAGGCUUUAAUUGAAAGCCUUAACGAGAACAUGGCCGCCGCCUCCUCCUGAGGACUGCUCCAGUUUCUCAGUCUCUCACGCACGCACGGAGUUAUAAUAAAAAUUCUGAAAGGUAUUCAUCUGGUGAGGGAAUCUUGUUGAAUGUUUUAGUCUAGUGCCAUCGAGCCCGAUAGGAAUAUCCGACCAAAAACGUCUGCCAAGGCACAGCAGUUAUGCGCCUGAAAUUGAACUCUUGAUACUCGUCGUAGCCCCUUUUUUUUAUUUUUAUUUAUUUAUUUAUUUUUUUUUAAUUUUACGAGCACCAUCCUACUCAGCUCCCGCACCUCCUCUUCAUUGUCCUUCCUCCUUCGCUCCCUUCUCCUCUUCGUCCUCCGCCCUCUCCUGUUCCACCCCUCCAUCUCCCGCCACCCUUCUUCUUUCUCCACCUAUUCAUCCUCCACCCCUUUCUCCAACUUGUCCUCUUUCACCACCACCACUUCUCUUCUUCACCGCCACCUCUUCAUUUUCCCCUUCACUGCCUUGUCCUCCUACUUUUCUUCUUCCUCCCACUGGACUGCCGGCCUUCUCAUACUCUACAAAGAAAGUGACUGCAGAACACUAACAUUGCUAAUGCUGACACUCUUUGACCUGACACCCCCCUCACCACUAAUACGCCCUGACAACACCACGUGAGUGUGCGUGCGCCGCAUAUUUGAUAUGACAGCGAAAGUAGGACACCAGAGAGGCCAAAAUACUUCUUUCUCUUCUUUUUUUGCCUAUUAUUGUUUUCUCUCUUUGGCUUAUCAAUGUGCCUCAGCUCAUUUAUUAGCAGGACUCUCUUAUACACACACACACGCACUAAGAGCAGGACGCAGUUGUUUGAGGACACCUGUUUAUUUUUUUAUUUAGAAACUGUGUAUUUGUGUCGUGUAAGGGAGGAGGUGGUGAUGGAGAUAUAUGGUGGGGGUGAUAAUGGAACAUAGAUGGGGGGAUCGUUGAGGAGGAGGAGAAGAUGGUGACAGCAGGUGGUGAAACUGGAGAAGAUAGGAGGCAAGGGUGGAGGAGAAAGGAAGAGACAGGAAAACAGGAGGAGCUAGGAUAUAAUGGUGGAGGACAUGGAAAGGGAGGAGCAAAAGACAGUAACAUGAAGUGAAACGAGAAAAUAGCAAGUGAAGGUGGAUGGGAGGUAUUAAAGGGAAAGGUAAGGAUGGAGGCGGUGGAGGAGAAAGGAAUGUGAGACAGUGAAGAUGGUGACAAUGUGGUCGAACUGGAGAAGAUAGGAGAUAAAGGGGGAGGAGACUGCAGGAUGAUAUGGAAAAGAGCGGUAACGGUGGAGGAGUUGAGUGGAAAAUGAGAGUUGCAGGAGGUGAAGCUGGAGAAGAUUGGCUUUGAAAGCAGAAGACAAAGGAAAAGGUGAAAAUGGAAAAGACAGGUUGGAGGAGAUGUGUUGUGGGGAGCUGAGGAUAGAGAGAGAAAUGAGUGGAGGAGAUGAGAAAAAGGUGGAAGAGCGGUUUAGAAAUUUGCUGUGGGAGACGAUGGAGGAGAAUGAAAGAGUUGGGGGCAGAGGAGAUGACGGGGGGAAUUGAUGCGAAAGGAGGUGAAGAUGGAGAUAAGGAGAGAAUGGAGGUAAAAACAGGACUGGAAGAGUUGAGGUUUGAGGAGAAACAAGAACAGGAUUUCAACUUUUACAACCUCUUCGCAGGACAGAAGAUACAAGUGACAUCGCACACCACCAAGGUGACAUCAUCAGGUAGAGAUACUGGAGGUCGUGGAGGUCGGCAAAGACGCCCGGCGGCAGGCUGAGCAGACCGCAGCGGUACAGGUGCAAGGCGCGGAGUCGGUCCAGACCCCGGAAGGUUUCAGCGCCGACCGCCUUCAGGUGGCGGUUGUCGCCCAGGUCCAGCUCCUCCAGCAGCCGGAAGCCGUGGAAGGCGGACGGCUGAAUGUACGAGAUGUUGUUGGAGUACAGCCACAGCAUGGCGGCGGCCGGCGGGAAGUGUCCGCGCAGGAGCCGGCCGAUCUCGUUGUUCUGCAGGAAGAUGCGCCGGCUGUCGGGCGGGAUGCCCUCGGGCACGGCCUGGAAGUCGUGCGCCUGGCACGACACGGUGCUGGGCGACGUGUAGCAGAUGCAGUGGAGCGGGCACGGCAGCGACGCGUCCAGGCCGCACAGAACCAGCAGCAGCUCCGCACCGCCGCAACCUGAACGGGGACACGGAUGCGUGAGUCGCGCAGCUGAUAAUGAGCCGAGGCGGGUAAAAUGUCAACUAAAAAGCCUGUUGACGUGAUCCGGGAGUAGUGAGUGAGUGAGUGAGAGAGAUGGGGGGGAAAGAUGCCCUGGGCCAUGGUACCCCGCCCCCCAAUUUGCAUUUUUGUGUAUUUGAACGCAUCGAUAACGUGUUUCUAUCUGCGCUUGCGUUUCGUGUCCAUGUGUGCGCUCAGGAGUCGUGUGUAUUUGUUUUUUUGUGCGUUUGUGCACGUGUGCAUUUUCAUGAGAGUUUGUCUUGUGUGUGUCGUACGUGUUGUUUGUAUAUGUCAUGUUUAUUCAUGAACGCGUCAGCAUGCGAUUGUGCAUGGUUCUGUGUGUGUGUGUGUGUGUGUGAAUGAGUGCGUGUCAUGUUGUGUAAUGUUUUCACGUGUGUGUGUGUGUCCUGUCAGUUGUGGUGUUCAUUUGUGUGUGUCCUUCAUGUUGUGUGGGUGUGUUUGUUUGUUCCAAUCCAAGUAGGAGAGUGGAGUCAGGCAGCAUUACUAAUGUACAUCUGUGUGUGCCACACGUGUGUGUGUGUGUGUGUCCUGGUUCAAUUAGCCUCCAUAUGCCAAAAGCCUGCAGCUCCUCGUGUGCAGCUUUGAAGUCGACUCGAUUAAAAAAAAAAAAAAAAAAAAAAAAACACACAUUUGGAAACCCCUACAUGAUAGCGCGCACACAAACCACAAAACAAGUGCUGUGCAUGUAAACACUACAGAUUUCAAAGUUGCACGCAGGAGUCUGGCAUUAUCAUUUGCGGUUUUUUGUUUUUUUUCCUGGCUAACAACACAUGAGACUAAGAGAGCAACGCUCAAAAUGCUCCCAGGACUCAAUAAUAGAUGGCCGGCACACUAAGUUCUUCUUCCUCACUCCUCGUACUUUGCGUCCCGGCUAAAUAUAACACAAGCCUUGCAGACGGGGGGGCCCACACGAUUGGGACAGCGAACGUAGCACAGUCUGGUUUCAGGGUGACUGUGAAUGCAGCACGGCAAUGUUUUCAUGGUGACGGUGAACGUGGCACAGCGUGUGUUUUCAAUGUGGCGGUGAACGCAGCGGAGUGUAUAAUUUCAGUGUGACAGUGAAGGCAGCAGCAGUUUGCAGUGCACUGGAAACAACUGCUGCAUUCAUGAGAUCAGGAUUUUCCCAUACACGAGCUGCUGCCUAGCGUGAACAUUUAUCAUGUGCACGUUUUUUUUUUUUUGUUUUUUUUAUAAAUUGUAUUUUGUAUGAUUUACAGAGACUAAAUAAUUGGCUACUUGCUGCGUGUGGGUGCAGAACGGCUGCUUCUUGAUUGACAGCUGAGCUAAUUCAAUCUGCUCUGCCGAGGUUGGCCUCGUGACCUCAGAAAGGGAGACCCUCAUCCUAGUUUGUGCAAAAUGUCAAUAAAACACAUCCUACUCCCCAAAGAGGCUGAUUAUUUCAUGCAUUCAUGUGUGUCGAUCGCUACAGACGCGUUUUGCUUUGACGUAAAAAUGCUGAUUCGAGCUCGGGCCGGCUAGAAUUUGAAUUAAUUUGAUUGGUUAAAGAAACGGAGGACAGAUUAGAUUGACACGGCAACACAUACGGUCGAAGGUGAAAUCUGAUGGGGUGAAAUAAAAUCCACAUUUACUGGAACCAGUGGAGCCAAUAGAAUAGAAUGGGAGAGUGAAUGCAGCACAUUUGCAGGAUGGAGCAAAACAAACAAAUUUGCCGAUGCGUUCACUGUCAUACUGCAAACUAAUUUUGUGAUGCGUUCAUUGCCACACUGCAAACAAAUUUUGCGAUGUCUUCACUGUCGCACUGCAAGCACAUUUUGUGACGGAUUCACUGUCACACUGCAAACAUUUUGCGAUGCCUUCACUGUCAUAAUGUAAGCAAAUUUUGCAGUGUUCACUGUCAUGCCACAAACAACGCUAGGUGCUGCGUUCACGGUCACAGGCUAAUUUUCAUUUUAUUUUUUGGCUGUGUUCAAUGUCACGAUGUAAAAAAAAAAAAAAACAUGCACCCCGAGUUGCGUUCAC